GACUGGGUGGCAGUUCCUUGAACUGGAAAGCAGGGAGUUGGUCUGAGCAGCUGAUCCCGUGCAGAUCAGCUCACAACUGGUCUUGGAAAUGCCACACUGGCACUCAAACCGGUCUCCCCAGCACGGUGGCUUAAGAGGAAACCUGCAUUUGCUGAUCCUGAGGACAGGCCGCGUGUGGCUCUGAGCAGGGCUCUGGGAGCAGGCCGCAGGACUGGGCUCACGGCGAGGACAGCAGCAGGGGGAACUGGAAACUCUGCUCCUCCCUUAUCAGGCCAGCCCCAGCAUGCCCCUGGCUCUUAUCAGCCCUGGCAGAGCCAGUUUCUGAUGCACUGAGCCUCUACAGUCCCGUCACAGCGUGCUGCAGGGCCUGGCCCCGCUGCCUCCAGCUUGCGCUUAAAGAGGGGCUGAGAAGCACCUUGUGACACAUGGGGACAAGGCAGGGCAGCGGUGACAGACCUGAAGGGAGGCCAUGCUGGACCUCAUCAUCCUCAGCCUUCAUUUCUUCAUCUGCUUUCUCAUCUUCAUUGCAAUCUGGUAUGGACCAAAGGAUGUGGAUUCACACAGCUCAAGCACAGGAGGAGCUGAAACGCAGCCAGAUGGUCUUAUAUUCAUUGGCAAAGAAGAUGACAUAAAGAAGUCCCAAAGAAUAACACCCAAAAUCGAUGGCAGAGAAAUUGUUGUUUUCUACCAUGAGGGGAAAUUUCAUGCUCUGGAUUCUCGCUGCUACCAUGAAGGAGGCCCUUUGUGUUUUGGAGAAAUAGAGGAUAUCGAUGGACAAGCAUGUAUUGUUUGUCCUUGGCAUAAGUUUAAAAUUGCCUUGGAAACAGGAGAAGGACUGUACAAAGGAAUAAAUCCUCAGGAGCCAUCACCAACACCAAAGUGGCAAUCAAAAGGAGUCAAACAAAGGAUUUAUAAGGUCACAAUAGACAGUGGAAAUGUUUAUGUGAGUCCCCCAGAUUUUUCUGUGAGCUUUGACUCUGAUUAUUAUGCUGAAAAGUACAAACAAGGUGGUGAAUUAGCUAUAGGAAAACCAAGCCGCUCAGAAGACACGGAGUAGGUCAUGGCCAGACAGCCAGAAUCCUGGGGAAUGCACAAAUGAAGAAUCUGUUGGGAAAUAAAAAUGGACUGUGCUAUCAAGAUUGUCUCCAAAUUAAAUUCUAAUAUUGUUAUGUUAAAGCAUUGAAAUACAUAGAAAUGAGUAUGAUAAGAAA
Molecule: messenger RNA, 1211 nt
Organism: Melospiza melodia melodia
Lineage: Eukaryota; Metazoa; Chordata; Aves; Passeriformes; Passerellidae
Gene: RFESD
Product: Rieske Fe-S domain containing
Exons: 4
Coding region: 470-1057 (195 amino acids)
Molecular function (GO): 2 iron, 2 sulfur cluster binding
Source: RefSeq, a predicted model, not a curated record